AUGUCAUUGAGAAUCUGUUGGAGGACUCGAUCUUGCGGCAAACGUGUAUCUUGGCUCUUCAAGGAGCUGAAUACACGUUGUGCAUCCACAGCUCCUUCUCAUAAUGGCUCCGCCAAAUGCCCAAAUCGCGAGCUUGCAUAUUACUGGGACACAGCUCCGCCGACACCUACCCAGCUCCGGCGGGCUGAGAAAUUCUUCGGCGCAGCGCCCCCAAAGCUACUCUUCUCUGCGACGAAAUUCCGGACAGUAAACAACAGUGCAAUACCUGAAGUUGCUUUCCUUGGGAGGUCCAAUGUAGGCAAAUCCAGCCUCCUCAACGCAUUGAUGGGGCAGAAGAUAUGUCAUACGAGCAGCAAGCCAGGAAGAACGAGAUCUAUGAACUUCUUCGGAGUUGGAGGUGAAGAUGGGCGUGGUAGUCCAGGCAAACUGGCAGUAUUAGACAUGCCAGGCUAUGGAAAGGGCAGUCGAGAAGAGUGGGGACAGGAGAUCAUGAAAUAUCUUGUCGGGAGGAAGCAAUUACGGCGAGCCUUUUUGCUGGUUGAUACAUUACACGGCCUCAAACGCUCAGACGAAGAGAUUCUUUCGUUGUUCCGUCAGAACGCAAUAUCUCAUCAGAUCAUAUUGUCCAAAGUUGAUCGUAUAUUGUUUCAAAAGUCUCGCCCAUCUUUAGCCCGCAUGGAACAGAACUCCCCAGAGUUGGAUCGCAUAUGUGAAGAAUUGAAGGUCAAGAUACAACCCGGGAACGGAGACGGCCCGGAAGCUCUCGGUGAGAUCUUGGCGUGCAGUGCUGAAGUGACACUCGAGGGGAAGAAGCUCGGUAUCGACAAUGUCAGAUGGGCAGUGCUUGCAGCCACAGGCCUUGGUGAAGAGAAGAGGAAGCUUUCGUUGUCAGAGAUCUCGACCGAUACACCAAAUGAUGGUGUUUCCAUUGGGAACACUGUCCAUCCGGACUCUAGUCUCGAACGCUGA
Messenger RNA from Letharia columbiana, 969 nucleotides. RefSeq lists its product as uncharacterized. NCBI's taxonomy places the organism in Eukaryota, Fungi, Ascomycota, Lecanoromycetes, Lecanorales, Parmeliaceae. Gene Ontology annotation, molecular function: GTP binding. Gene Ontology annotation, cellular component: mitochondrion. The record is from RefSeq and is a predicted model, not a curated record. The coding region runs from base 1 to 969 and encodes 322 amino acids. The transcript has 2 exons.